This is a messenger RNA of Vitis riparia (riverbank grape), 850 nucleotides long. RefSeq names its product germin-like protein 9-3. The coding region runs from base 1 to 654 and encodes 217 amino acids. The record is from RefSeq and is a predicted model, not a curated record. Lineage: Eukaryota; Viridiplantae; Streptophyta; Magnoliopsida; Vitales; Vitaceae. The transcript is spliced from 2 exons. Gene Ontology annotation, molecular function: manganese ion binding. Gene Ontology annotation, cellular component: cell wall.
AUGUAUUUGUCUCUUAAGUAUAUCUCGAUGGCCUCAACCAUGCUCAAACACCUUCUUUUCUUCACUGUAGCUGUCUUCGCUACUUCUUGGAUUGCCCAAGCAAGCGAUCCAGAUAUCUUGUCCGACUUCAUAUUCCCCGCAGAUUCUAAUGCCAUUAAUGGCAGUUUCUUCACCUUUACUGGAAUGCGAGGAGUGCUUGAUUCCUCAGUCCCACCAAACUUUAAGGUGACCAAAGCUAGCAUGGCUGAGUUCCCGGCUCUAAAUGGUCAGAGUGUCUCUUUCGCUGUUCUCCAGUUCCCUGCAGAGGGUGUAAACCCGCUUCACACCCACCCCCGUUCUGCAGAGCAUCUGUUUGUCGUGGAAGGUGCCCUUGUGGUUGGUUUUGUUGACACCACCAACAAACUCUACACUCAGACUCUCGAACUCGGGGACAUGUUUGUGUUUCCUAAGGGACUAGUGCACUUUCAGUACAAUGCUAAUGCCCAAGAACCGGCCGUCGCUAUCUCUGCCUUUGGCAGUGCAAAUGCUGGAACUGUUUCAGUUCCCCUCUCUGUGUUCACUACUGGCAUCGAUGAUGGAAUCCUGGCCAAGUCUUUCAAAACCGAUGUUGCUACCAUUCAGAAGAUCAAGGCAGGACUUGGGGGCAAGGCCUAAGUUGGAAUGGCACUCCGUUCUUCAUCUACAUUCAGUGCAUACCUUUUACCAUUACCUUCAUUUCAUUUUAAAAUGUUUUCUUCCUUUGAAAUAGAUGAUCACUAAUAAGUCGAUCUAAAGCAAAGGUGCUAUAGAAAAACUGAUAUUUCAUGUUGCAUUGAUAAGAUCAGUGUAUUGAUGUAAUGGAACUCUUUUC